AUGGAGUACGAGAGGGCGCUCUUCCGCGUGUACGACAAGUCGAUGGAAGGCUUCCACUCUCGCGGCGUGAGGAGCGCGUGCAACCUGCUGCAGAAGUUGGUCUUGGUCGCCUCAGCCGGGCUUUUCGCCGCACUCUUCCUCUUGCACCACCAGUUCGUCAACAAGCCAGGUUGCCUGGCUCCGUUGCUCGAAGAAGCGGCGUCGAGAGAAGGAGUGCUCAUCCUGCCCACCGUGCGAUCAGUCACCGCCAACACCACUCUGGGCGAGAUCGACACGGACCCGGAGGGAGUGAUCGUGGGCGGCCCAAACCAGGCGGGGGGGGGGGGCGCCGGCGGCGGCGACGACGAGAACGAGGAGGAGGAGGAGGAAGACGACCGCCACCCCAGCAAGAUACAGCUCCCGUCGGGGAACUGGGUGCCGUACGACGUCAUGGACGAGGCGGCGGCGGGGAGUGCGGAGGGGGGUGAGGGUGGUGGAGAGGCGAGCAGCAACGACACCGCUGUUGUGGACGGUGGGGGGGGCGAGAUCGGAGUGAACGUUUCUGCGGUCAACGACACCGGGUUUACUGCGGACUACACGUUUGCCUUCGAGCCGAUCGUCUUGCUCCUGCCAGACAAGAUCCAGGAAGGCCACGGCUUCAAAUGGGUGAACUUCACGAUGGAGCCGAGCGUGUGCCUGCGCGAGGCUGGGUUCGUGUCGCGACUUUUGGCGGCGACGGUGAUCGGGUACGACGAGAUUAUGGUCAACAUGUUCAUGUACUCCAUGAGGUCAAAGGGACUACUUUAA
Molecule: messenger RNA, 786 nt
Organism: Ectocarpus siliculosus
Lineage: Eukaryota; Phaeophyceae; Ectocarpales; Ectocarpaceae
Source: the annotation of a GenBank genome assembly